CCAGAAACCUAGGUAAAAAAUGAAGUAAAAUUGGUAACACUAGAAAAAGUGUGAUAACGUGACGUACAAAAUGUCAAACAAACGUAAAUCAACGAAACUCGACCACUUGUUAGAAUUUUAGAAAUCGAGAUAAUUUUAAAUAUAUUUGGGGUAGAAGAGAUUUGAAUACAAUAAUUUUAUGUUACCUACAUGAUGUCUACAAAUCAAGAUAAAACUCACGAUGUUAUUGAAUCUAAUGGUAAUUUGAAUAAAGAGGAACCUCGGAAAACUUGGGUGAAAUUCGAUGAUGAAUCUCCACAAACUAAUGGUCACCAAUCUGACGGAAAAAUAUCAAAUACUCCAAGUACUUCACUAUCCGUCCAGCAAGAAGUUCCUGCAGUUUUAAAUACGGAAACUGUGCAUGUUAAUUUAGAAAGAGGAGACAGGAAUCUCGAAAAUACAUCACAUGGAAAUCUCACUAAAAAUGUAGAAUUCGUGAACAUUCGUUCUGGUUUUUCAAAUGGUGAUCUUCUGGUAACAGUGUUGCCUGUAAAUGCAAGCUGGCCUUGGAUAACUGCAGCAAGAUUUAGACCUGAAUUAGUACCCGAAGAACUUAUGGCUCAAGGUUUAACACUAACUGUUGAAGAAUAUGUACAUGCGAUGGAACUCCUUGUAAAUGAUGCCCGUUUUACAUUGUACAACAUCUGUUAUAAACGGGUCCUUGUUUGUUGGAUUACAUUAGCAUUUGUGGUGCUUUUGUCUCUUCUCUUCUCUGGUUUAACUGGCCUGACACUUUUUUCACUUGGAGUGUUAUGGUUGAUACUCAAUGCUAUGGCCAUAUUCCUCUGUAUGUGGAUCAAGCUAAGACUAUCAAAGGGCCUGGAGCAGUGCUUGGGUAGUGUUAACAAGUUACUCACUAAGCAUAAUUUACUACUGGCUUUAGAUGACAGAGGAAAAAUUUCAUGCCAUAAAGUGAAUUUGUGUUUUAUAUAUUUUGAUUCUGGUCCAUGUAUUGCUCAUAUUCAACAAUUUAUUGAGAGUGAAGAAGGAAAAACUAUCAUGCAAGGAUGGGAACAAAGACUUGAUGUAACUGUCAAUGACAUUGUUAUACAAGGAAGUCAGUCUACAAGACUCUCCAGGAAACAGGAAAGGGCUGCGCUUCUUUUUUUACGAUACGCGGGACGAUGGGGAGCGUACGCCAUCAAAAAUCGACUAAACCUGAGCACCAUGGUGGCCGGCAGACACGGAGAGAAAUACGUCUGUCCGUGUCAAUUUAUUGAAGAACAUCUUAAAACUAAACCACCUGCAGGUCUUGCUAAAUUCUUCAUGUUACCCAGUCAAAAUAAUCAGUUAUACUGAAACGUGAAAACAAUCCGUCCAAAAUAAAUGCAUAGACACCUUGAAUGUCUAUCUUAGUUGUGUAAAAAUAGGGUAGCUGUAAGAGAUUGAAUCCGUACCUUUUCGAGAGAUUUAAAGCUUAGUUAUGUAUGCUGUUUAUUAUGUUUUGAAAAUGUCUCUAAUUACAAUAAGAAUAUCAGUAAACUCUGUUGGUAUUAUGUAGUGGGUUAUCAAUUUUGCCAUGCGUAAUGCUAUGGCACAAAGUACUUAAUCAUAUUUAGUAAGAACAUACUAACUUGUAUGCAAUCGAAAUUUAUAUUAAAAAAUUAAUAAUGUAAUUUGUAUAUUGUAAAAAUUGUCUAUAGUUAAAAAGGAAAUUUCGUGGACCAUUUAAUAAAUAUAGAUGUUUAUUCAACAUUUUCAAUGUUGUAUUCGUAUUAGUUUUAGAAAUUACAUAUUUAUGAGGAUAUAUAAUAUAAUUUUCAAAUUUAAUAAUAAAACGGUUUUAACGGGAGUCUUUAGAGCAGUCUGGUCCUGUUCAGGUUUGUUUGCGGGACUUUUUUUUUUUAUUGAGCAUAAUUCGUUGGUAAACCUACAAGAAUUUCUGCACAAAAUCUAAGCGGCCAUACAUAAAACUUCUGUUACACAUCUAUUUUACUUAAUGUGUAAUCUUCAUUUAUUUAGCUUUAAGUUUAUUUAUGGAAUUGUUACCUAUAUCACACAAUUACAUCCCUAUUUUUUUUACAUAAAAGACAAUUAAGUAAUUAUUAUUAACUAAAAAUGGUAUAUAAGGAAUUAAUUAUUUUUAUAUUUUCUUAAAUCAAUGUACUGUUUUAUUAUAUAACGGGUAAAAUAUCAUCACACGCACAAAGGUUUUAAGUGGGUAUGAAUAAAAAUAAUUAUUUAUUUUAAAGUAUUUAUUUCAGUUAUGUAAUAUUAAAUCACAAUAAUACUAGUCUUAAAGAAAUUGGUAAAUAAGAAGGAAAGCAGAUUAAAUACAUUACUAAUCAAAUUUUAAAAUUUCGGAAGUCCAUAUUUUGCAAAAUGUAAUAAUUCAAUACUUACAAUAUUUAAAAGGUAAGCCAAAGUUGCUAAACUAUUUUUAUAUUAAGAUCAUCAUAAGUCAGAGAUCUGAUAGUACUUUAAAAAUAAAUCCAACAUUAUAGAGAUCAUUCCUGUACAAGAUCUCAUUAAUUGAUGCUUAAAUAUAAUGUAAUAAUUGUUUAUAUUGUCAAAAUGUUGAAAUUUAUUCAAAUUAUGUUUGAAUUUUUUUGCUGUAAAUCCUGGAAAAUAUUAAAAUUCUGAUAAAUGUAAAAGUCAUUUUUAAUGGUAAAAUGAAUGUGAUGUGUGCCAUUAAAUGUGCGACUAUGUAUAAAUUCAUCCGUUUUAUGUCAUUGAUUUUUUUCAAGUUUAUUUUUGCAAAAGAUUAUAAAAGGUAACUGCUUUAUUGAGUAAGGAUAUUCUGAAAAAUAAUCUUAAGUUCUUAAAUGGUAUAAAAUGGUCCUUCCUCCUAAUGGUCUUUCGAUUUGUUAGCUUUUAUUAUUUAGGUUCAUUCUGAUAAGAAUUAUUAUUCGUUCUCAGCUUGACUUUUUUGUUGUUAAUUGUACGUUUACGGUAUUAAUAAAGCGUGAGGAAUUUCUAUAUAAAUAUGUGAAUUAUCGCUAUAAAAAAAACAUGUGUAAAAAGUAGGAAGAGUCGAUGUAAAGUGGAGUAGAUUUUUUUUACAGAAAUACAAAAUUGUUUUUUUCCGCGCAAGUAUUGUGUUCACUUGGUACAUAUCAAUAAGGUAUAAUGUUGAUAGGCAGCUGUUUUGGGGUUUGUAUAAAUGUGUGCUAACGAAAAUGUUCUUGAUUGUUAACUUGUGCCAAGAAAGCGUUAAUGCCUUAACAUUAUGUAAAUAUACAAUAUUAUUCUAUGUAACAAAUAUGCAUGAAUAUAUUUUUUCUUGUAUAUUUAAUCUCUGA
Messenger RNA from Papilio polytes (common Mormon), 3281 nucleotides. RefSeq lists its product as uncharacterized. The transcript is spliced from 4 exons. The coding region runs from base 190 to 1338 and encodes 382 amino acids. The record is from RefSeq and is a predicted model, not a curated record. NCBI's taxonomy places the organism in Eukaryota, Metazoa, Arthropoda, Insecta, Lepidoptera, Papilionidae.